AUGCUGAGGAUGCGGUCGUGGCUGGUCCCGUUGGCUGCAAUUCUUUGCUUCUUCGCAGUGCAGGCUACUGCGGAGAAGCUCGGGAGCUCUGUAUCUGAGCUCAGUGUGCCAGAGAUAGAGGAUAAGUUGCAGGACUGCCCUCUGGUUCAAUCUCUCAACGAGCAUAAGGCGGCGAGCAACCCUCAAACAUCAAGUCUUACUUCCCGGAUAUUCGCCUUUCUAUUCCCUGGCAGCCCCGCUGUCAAUGCUCUGCUUGCGACUCUCUACAUCUCCGGACCACCUAACUUUCUCCUCGCGCUAUGCCCCCCGAACAUCGACCCCUCUUCGCUCUCUAUCAUGGUCGCAUUUGCCGUCGGCGGCCUUUUAGGUGAUACGCUUUUCCACCUCCUUCCCGAAAUUUUCAUUGGUGAAGACAGUCCCGAGCACGUCCGCUUUGUCAUGGUCGAGCCCAACAAGAACCUCCUACUCGGACUCGGUAUCCUCGUUGGAUUCGUCACGUUUGUAGCCAUGGACAAAGGUUUACGCAUUGCUACUGGUGGCGAAGGUGGGCAUGAUCACGGACACGUGCAUGGCCAUACGCACCAAAAGUCCGGAGACGAUUCCAAGGCGAUCUCGUCCGGAGCCUCGACAGGCGCGGAAAACAGUGAUGCUCGGCAGCGCAAAGCUCCCGUUGCUGAAAAAGACAGCCAAGUGUCCGCUCCUGAAAAGGAGAAAGACACUAACACCUCCAUGAAGCUGGGUGGUCUGCUUAACCUCAUUGCCGACUUCACCCACAACAUCACCGACGGCUUGGCCCUUUCUUCUUCAUUCUACGCCUCUCCAACAAUCGGUGCGACUACCACUGUUGCUGUCUUCUUCCACGAGAUCCCCCACGAGGUAGGCGACUUUGCCCUCUUGGUCCAGUCCGGCUUUUCCAAGCGUGCUGCCAUGGGCGCACAGUUUAUCACUGCAGCCGGCGCGUUCUUAGGAACAUUCAUCGGCAUUGCUAUCCAGGAGCUCGGCAAGGAUACCGGCUCGAAAAACGUCUUUUCUGAUGCUGUGUCUUCUACUUCUUCAAGCGCAGGAAUCUUUGGCACAAGUCUCCAAUGGGGCGACAUGCUUUUGCCCUUCACUGCAGGCACUUUCCUUUAUGUCGGCACCGUCUCUGUGAUUCCGGAAUUGUUGGAGACUGGCCCGAACCGAGGGGCCGAGUUCCGCAAGACUUUGUUACAAUUUAUUGCCAUGGCCGCUGGAGCUGGUAUCAUGCUUGGAAUUUCGUGGUCAGAAUAA
This is a messenger RNA of Xylona heveae TC161, 1269 nucleotides long. RefSeq names its product Zinc/iron permease. The transcript is spliced from 4 exons. Gene Ontology annotation, molecular function: zinc ion transmembrane transporter activity. The record is from RefSeq and is a predicted model, not a curated record. Gene Ontology annotation, cellular component: membrane. The coding region runs from base 1 to 1269 and encodes 422 amino acids. Lineage: Eukaryota; Fungi; Ascomycota; Xylonomycetes; Xylonales; Xylonaceae. Gene Ontology annotation, biological process: zinc ion transmembrane transport; intracellular zinc ion homeostasis.